UUCCUCUAAAACUUCACUCCUCUGCCUUCAUUUUCUGCUCAAAUCAAUUAGUCAAAUCACACCACUGUCUCAAAAAUCACCGUGAAACAAUAAUGGAAGAAGCUCAAAGAUUGAUCAACCCAUGGGUUCUUCACCUCCAAAAACUCGGUCUUGAGCUCAAAUGCCCCAUUUGUCUUCAGUUGUUUAAUCGGCCGGUUUUGCUCCCUUGCAGUCACAUUUUCUGCAGUUCGUGUCAGAUUGGGAUGGAGUGUGCAGUUUGUAAACAUUCGUACAUUGAUCGAGAGGUAAAGCCUGCACCUUUCAUGGAAAACAUUGUGAGCAUCUAUAGAAAUCUUGAAGCUACCUUCACAAUCACUUCACAUGUUAUUCAUCCUGUUUGUUCAGAUAUAGGCAAGGCAUCUGUACAAGAUGUUAAUAACAGUUUAAAAAAGGAGAAUGGUGUGAUAACAAAAGAGGGAAAUUCUAGUAAUGACCAAUCUACAACUUUACAAACUGCUGUGCCCGAUUUAACGUUUGGUUCUCUUGAAACGUUGGAAAAAUGCAUCACACCGGAAAGCGUUAAGAAACAAGAGUUUAAGGCAAGUGGUUCAAGUUCUAAGGUGCAGGUAGCUCAUGAUAAGCACGUGGAGACUCGUGUUGAUGGGGUCGGUUUUAUUCCGAUGGAACAACUUAGCCCUCCAUUAUCUUGCAGUGAUCCAAACAGUAACCAUGAGGAUUCGGUACGGUAUUCACUAAAAAGACCAGCUGAAAAAGAUGCUUCUGGAGCUAAAAGUAACAAUCAUGAAGGCAAAAGACAAAAGGAAACAGAUGACAGAUCAGACGAUAUGAAGACGGAAAGAAAUGUGCAUCUUGAGACCAAUUUGUCGUCUGAAAAUGUCGCUACUGCGAGUUGUAACUCAGAGACCGAGUCUAAAAAACCAGUUUCCGGCGGGCAGACGGAUCAAAUGGAUUUGAAAAGUAACCCUUGUGCAUUUUGCCAGUGUUCUAAGAUUUCAGAAGGAAGUGGAGCGUUGAUGGCAUACGCCCACGGGAAGGAAGUAAAGGGGAACGUGUCUAACUUCGCGAAGGUUACGUAUGUUCAUGAAAAAUGCACCGAAUGGGCUCCUCAGAUUUACUUCCAUAAAGGAACAGUCAAGAAUUUAGAGUCGGAAGUCGCAAGGGCAAGCAAGCUAAAAUGCACCAGCUGUGGUAAAAAGGGAGCCGUUCUCGGGUGCUACGUGAAAUCAUGCCAACGAACUUACCAUGUGCCGUGUGCAUACGACAUCCCUGAUUGCAGAUGGGAUUGUAUUGACUUCUUGUUGCUGUGUCCCAACCAUGUUUCUCACAAAUUUCCGAAAGAAAAAAAGUCGAAAGCCAAGAAACAAGUCACCGAAAAAACAAUUUCUACAAAUGUGAAUCGUUGCACAACGUUGCAAGACGGUGGAAAGAAUUUGGUGUUAUGUGGUUCAGCUCUUUCUGCGGAACAAAAGUUUAUGAUGGUUGACUUUGCAAGAACUAACGGAGCGUUAGUGUUAAAGUACUGGAGAGAUAACGUCACACAUGUGAUUGCCGCCACAGAUGCAAAUGGCGCAUGCACAAGAACAUUGAAAGUUCUCAUGGCUAUUUUGAACGGAAAAUGGGUUGUUACAAUGGAAUGGUUAAAGGCGUGUGUAGAUGCUGGACGUGUUGUGAACGAAGAACCAUACGAAGUACGUUUAGAUACACAUGGUUGUUCCGGAGGGCCCACAGCAGGGAGGCUAAGAGCUCUAAACAAUGCUCCGAAACUUUUCAACAACACGAAGUUUUAUUUUGUUGGCGAUUUCGUUCAAGCUUUCAAGAGCGAUCUCAUAAACUUGGUAAAGACUGCCGGGGGCACAAUCAGUGAGACGAAGGAUCAAUUGUUAUCGAGUGAUCAUGGAGGCGUUGGAUUAGAUCACGCAACUUAUGUUGUUUACAAUGCUGACCUGUCGAUUUGCGCUGUGGUGGAGAAUGAGGAUUCCAUCAAAGCUCAAAGAUUGGCUGCGGCGGAAGGGGUAGCGCAAGAAUGCGGGUCGCGGGUUGUUGGGCAUACAUGGAUUUUGGAAUCAAUUGCUGCAUGUAGCUUGCUGCCUCUUACAUCAAGGGUGUAACAAUGUUUUAUUAGAUUUUUAAGGUGCUUAAAGCUUAUCUUUUAUGCCUGUUUUGGGGUUGUUUUUUGUCUCUUGGUUUAGAACUAUAACAGUUGAGAUGAAUUUUUUUGUUGAUUUUACUUAUGGAUAAAUAAUAGAUGCUGAAAGUUUUGCUUCACAA
Helianthus annuus (common sunflower) is the source of this 2268-nucleotide messenger RNA. RefSeq names its product BRCA1-associated RING domain protein 1. The transcript is spliced from 13 exons. Bases 93 to 2108 code for a protein of 671 amino acids. NCBI's taxonomy places the organism in Eukaryota, Viridiplantae, Streptophyta, Magnoliopsida, Asterales, Asteraceae. Gene Ontology annotation, cellular component: plasma membrane; BRCA1-BARD1 complex; BRCA1-A complex. Gene Ontology annotation, molecular function: ubiquitin-protein transferase activity. Gene Ontology annotation, biological process: positive regulation of transcription by RNA polymerase II; negative regulation of fatty acid biosynthetic process; double-strand break repair via homologous recombination. The record is from RefSeq and is a predicted model, not a curated record.